AUGUUGGAACUCUUUGUUCUCGGAACAUUACUGUUACUGGCAGCAGCAGCUCCAGCAUGGCGCGAUCCAAACGAUCCGCAAGAGAGUGAUGAUCCUACCUCUGAAGUUGGAGGAUCGGGAGGAAGCGUUGUUAAUAAGUUACUGUUACUGGCAGCAGCAGCUCCAGCAUGGCGCGAUCCAAACGAUCCGCAAGAGAGUGAUGAUCCUACCUCUGAAGUUGGAGGAUCGGGAGGAAGCGUUGUUAAUAAGGAGAAAGAAGAGGAGAAAGCACCGGAAACACCUAAAGCUCCUGUGGGUCCAGAGGGAGAUCCGGAUAAGUCAACGCUAGCAAAAGUGACACCAAAACCAAUACCACAAGUUCCGAGGAAAACGGUUAAGAAGAAAGAAGUAAGCGGAGAAGAAGAGGAAGUGGACGAGACUUCGUCGGCUGCAGCGGGAGGAAGUGCAGAACAGGGAUCACUUGGCGAACCUGAAGAACCGGUCGACUCGCAGCAGGAAGAGGAAGAAAAAGAAGAGGAACCGAUUGAGGAAGAGGAGAAAGGAGAGAAAGAUGAGGUGCAAUUUUUAGCAUUCUUCAUUGACUGCGUAAUCCAUGGCUUUGAAUAA
Molecule: messenger RNA, 606 nt
Organism: Cylicocyclus nassatus
Lineage: Eukaryota; Metazoa; Nematoda; Chromadorea; Rhabditida; Strongylidae
Source: the annotation of a GenBank genome assembly